UUCUUUCGGAUCCAUUAGUCUCGCGUGAAUUGUCGAGAAAAACUACACAGGUGAAUUGAAAAUAAGAAAAUUUGAAACUGCUCGAUUAUCAUCAUCAUUAUACAGAACAUGAAAGUGGCAUCAACCUAUGGCGAAGAUGUCAACUUCACCUAAUACUCCAAAAGGGUUUUCUGAAGUGCAAAACGUCACAUUCAACUGGGAGGAUUAUCUACGUGAGGAUGGGGGGACACCAGCUCCAGUGUUCUGCUUCAAACAGUCAAAUGAGGAACUGACCAACGAGUUUGAAGCUGGUCAAAAGAUUGAGGCAGCAGACCCCAGGAAUCUGACCUCUACUUGCGUUGCCACGGUGAUUUCAACAGUCGGGUUACGUCUGCGUCUGCGUCUGGAUGGCAGUGACAACUCAAAUGACUUCUGGCGCCUCGUUGACAGCGCAGAUCUGCACCCGAUUGGCCAUAGCGAGAAACAUGGAGGACUCUUGCAACCCCCACUUGGAUUCCGGAUGAACCCGUCGUCAUGGCCAAGUUUUAUGCAGAAGACCUUGAAUGGAGCUGUGUGUGCUCCCAACUCUUGCUUUAAGAAGGAGCCACUCGGGCCAAGGAGGAAUGAGUUCAAAGUUGGAAUGAAGCUGGAGGCAGUAGAUAGAAAGAACCCAAUGCUGAUAUGCCCAGCCACAAUAGGGGCUGUCAAUGGGGAACAGGUGCAUGUCCGGUUUGAUGGCUGGAAGGGUGCCUUUGAUUACUGGUGCCGCUAUGACGACAGGGACAUCUACCCCGUGGGCUGGUGUGCUCGGACUGGCCACCCCCUACAACCACCGGGACAAAAAGGCAAUACUCCAGCCAAGACCAGUCGGGGCCGGUUGUCAGACUGUACGAUGCAGACCCUUUCACCCGGCAGCCGUAACUCCACCCCUAGUCGGACUAAAAGUCCCUCCCCCAUCCCCACCAGCCCCCUAGUCAAGGAGGAGCAAGUUGCCCCUCAUGAGUCAAGUUCCGUAGUCACAGUAACGGAACCGGAUACAAGUUCACCGUCCCCACCAACUGUGUGCGUGUUCAUCAACCACGGUUGCAACUGUGGCCCCUACCUCCACCAACAGCGGGUCCUACAGCUGCCCUCACAGUACGGGCCUGGGGUGAUCAACAGGGUCCUCUAUGAUGUCCUAAAGGGCUGCAUGGAGUGUGCUUUCACAGAGAAGGUCGUGUAUAACCUCAUACCCGAAGGACAUGGCCGCGUCGUUAUUUCAGCUAGUCACGGACACAAAUCCUACACAAAGCGGGUUAUAGCCACAGAGAAUGCUGAGGAGUUCUGGAACCUUCUGGAAAAGAUCUUUGAAGAGCUGGGCUGCUGUGAAAACCUGUUUUCUACAAAACCUCUCAAUCAUGUGUGUCACAAAUGCUCAAGAACGCGUUCAGAUUCCGAAGGCCAGCAAUCAGUCAGUGGGAGAUCCAGUAAAUCCAAUCCAAGAAGGCGAUGGUCAACCGAGUCUGCUGAGAGCCUACGCCAGUCUAAGCCUCCGAAAGUGCGGAGGUCAUAUGAGGCAGAGGCCAGUUCCACCACAGUCGAUGCCAAACCCCAACGUCCUGCAAAUCCUGCUGAUUGGUCAAUAGAUGACGUUGUCAAACAUAUCUGUGACACGGACACUGCAUUGGCACCACAUGCUGUCCUUUUUCGGAAACAUGAGAUCGAUGGCAAGGCACUGCUGCUGUUGAAUAGUGAUAUGAUGAUGAAGUACAUGGGCCUGAAGCUGGGUCCCGUCCUGAAGUUGUGUAACCUCAUAGACCGUCUGCGACAGUGGAGGUGAGGUGUAACCUCAUAGACCCUGAGGAGACAGACCCUGUAUACUGCUGUGCAGCCUUAAAGACUGCAUGUGACAGUUGCAGUGAGGUGACCCAGCAAAGUGUCUGAGGUGUUAUGACUUUGUCAGUGACCUGUUUACAUAUUUAUGUUUGGAAAAUUUACAACUGCCACAGGUUGUUUUGACUGUGUCUCGUCAUGUACAAUGUGACCUGUUCUCAGAUUCAUCAGAGGCAAAUUUAUUCUUUUUUCUUAGAGAUUCUUUUAAUAGCAUAAAUACGUUACCUGCUAUCUACUAGCUACUACCUUUCCAAGGUGGGUUUAUUCAUCUGGAAAACUUCUGGAAGCCGGGAGCUUUUUUUAGAGAUUCUAUUAAUGAAUUUAAUGUGAUGCAGAAACACUUGGAGUUUUUGCAGUAAAGACUAUUCUUGACAUUAUUUAAAAAAUAGGAAGAAAAUCUGUAAAAAAAACUACAUUGACUGGUUUAUGAGAUGACCAUAUAUGGACUGAGAGGUCCUGUGUGUUCUCAAACUGUUGUGUUCUCAUCCCUUGUUGACUGUAUUCUCAUGCAUGAAAAGUUGCAAACCCAUAUUUUCAUGAGGGAAAUAGAGGAUAAUUGAUUAUGUUGGUUUAUGAUGUAAUUUUAUUUCAUGAGUGGUUAUUUAAAAAAAAAAUAACGAGAAAAUAUACAUUUUCUAUAGCGAUUAGUGAAAUUAAUAUUUGAUAAUUCACAGAAAACUUAUUUUCUUUUUAUUAUAUUCUUUAAUACAAUAAAUAAGCAAAUAUAUGUGAAAAAACCUACACAUCAUAUGUUUGUGUAUAAAAACCUCAUCAAAAUAUGCGCUUAACAGGGUCAUAAAUGAGAAUGGAUAGAAAAAAACAAAGUAUCAUGAUCUACCCUUCAUUGUAACUAAAUUUUGUGGAUUUAUGGUUAAAACAAGAGAUUGCCAAGCAAUAUGGUCCCCUACCGGUGAAACUCCACCAUUGUCAGUAAAAAAAAAAAAAUUUUUUUUUAUUUGUUGCCAUAGCAACCAGAAUUUUAGACGUAGGAACAAAAUGAAAUGACGUGCAUAAUCUCCAUAUUGCCAUCUAUCCAUGUUUCAAGUUUCAUGACAAAAUAUGAAGAACUUUUAAAGUUAUCGCAGGAUCCAGAAAAGUGUGACGAACUGACUGACAGACUGAAAGACAGACGGAGUGCAAACCGUAAGUCCCCUCCGGUUUCACCGGUAGGGGACAAAAACAAAACAUUUUUAAAUACACUACAUGCAUGUUUCAUUUUUCAGGAAAAGUAAUCGGCAAUGCUCCAUCAUUGUAAUAAAUGAAAAAAUAUUGCAAUCCAAUAUUUUCACGUAGCAUGAAUAUUAAUUCUUUCACUGAAAUGAAAUUUUAAUUUUUAAAUUAAAUUCUUCAUUCCAAUGAAAAGCAUGAAAAAACUUUUAUUUAAUGGCUGAUGAUAUUGAAACUAUGGAAGCUGAAGAGACUGACCAAUGUGUUGAUCUGGCUUGUAUUGAUGGUGCAUCUACCAGUGGUGUGUUCCGUGUUCAGCAAUUUGUGCACAUAUGUUGAUCACUCUUUCAUCUUGUUGCUGUUCUUGUUAUAUAUGAGCCUUUCUUUGGGUAAACAGGGCUUAAUGCAAUGGCAAAAAGUGACUACCUGAUUUUACCUGUGCAGUGUGCACAGGCUAAUCAGCAACGACACUUUAAGAAAAUGUCCUAAGCCCGGUUUUCCCAGAACCUGUCUUAUAUGAUAUUUUGUCUUUUCUUUGUAUUUGUAAUAUAUACAUGUACAUGGUUUGCUACAAAUUUGUUAUUUUGAGUAAUAAUUGCCUGGCUUAUUUUACAUUUUGACUAAAAGUCAGUUUGAUUAGUCUACCAUUUAUCAUUGAUAAUCACUUUAUUUGUAACCAAUUGGUAUUUUGCAAGUUAUGUUUAGGGCAUACCAUAUGUUACUGUUAUAUUGGUAAAAGUUAUUGCUUGAUAUUUUCAUGACUAGUGUAAAUAUAUUAGUUUUGGCAACAGCUUGUUAUAAUUUAUGUUUUAAUCUAUACAUUAUGUUUUGUAAAAUAAAAGCCAAUAAUGUACUGAGAUCAAGUCGAUUUAUAAUGGUUAACAUUAUAAACAGUAUAUAUCAGUGCCAUGAUAUAAAAGUGCAAGUCACCGCUUAAGCUCAUCAAAUCUUUUAAAUCAUGCAUACUUAUUCAGGUAUAUUGCCUACAUUUACUUUUUACACAUACAUCUGGUUGCGACAAUUUAUCGAGGCAAUCGUCCAUAAAGAACAAAAUACAAUUUAAAACAAAUAUUUUUUGUCUAAUGGUCCUAGUCGGGUUCAAACUUCCACAAAAAACUUAAACUUCAAUGAAAACUUUUAGACAUUACUAAACCAUUAUUUAUAAUGUUCACUCAUGUUCCUGAACUAGAUGACCAUUACAUUCAUAACGAAUCUGCUACUUGUUCAUUCUGAUUUUUCCAUACGUGCUAAAAGUGUCAAAAGUUUCAACGUUUUGUAAUAGAAAAAUGCAUAUUUAACUGAGCCUUUAUGAAAAUGAAACCAAUGGUUAAGCGCAAUUGUUUAGCUAUCAUUUUAAAAGUAUUUGUUUAAAGAUGAUAGUACUGUUUAAAUGAAAAACCAUUUGAGCAGUCCAGUUGCCUUUUUAUAUACAAUUAUUUAUGAAAUUUUGUAUAAUGCUUUACGAAUACUUCCCUAGUCAAGGUACUUAAUUAACUGAAUUACCUGCAUAGGAUUAUAAGUUAUUCAGUUUUAUUUUAAAAUACAGUGAAAUAUAUUAUUUUGUUAGUAGUCACUUCUGAAAAAUACACAUUUGUGUAGUCUAUUUUUGCUAAACCCUUUCCCAAUAAGAAGCAAAGUGAAAAUGGUAAUGUGCAAACAGCAUGAAACCAUAACAACCUGCGAGUUACUCACAGUUUGUUCAGGUUUUCUGCUCAUCAGCUUCUAAGGGUUGCAAAUGAAGCCUUUAAAACUUGAAUCUAGUAAGAAAAGGUCUUUAAUGAAAUUUUAACUUUAUAAGGGACUACAAAUGCGUCAAAAUACAUUUCUAAGUGGUGAAGGGAUAAGUUGAACAUUUCUGCAUUACAAUUCUGUAGUAGUAGGCUACUGAAUGGGUGCAAACAUAGAUGUUUGUACUUGCAGUUGCAUCUGCAAUUAAAUGUUGUGGAACUUAUUUGUUAUUUUGUUCGUUAUUUGUUAGCAACAGUCCAUAUGUGAGAAGCCUUAGUUUUAUGUUGCACUCUUAAACAAGUCAUUCAAAGUGCAUAACCUGAUAAUGACCUUGAGAAUGAAUACGGGAAUUUGUUUGAUGCAUUUACAGUUGAAGAACACUUUUUCAAAGGAGUUAGGACAUGCAAAAAUAGGACAUUUCUAAAUAGCGUUUAAUUGUUAUAAACUGUGUUCAACAAUGUUAAAGAAAUGAAAGAACAAUCUUCUGAAAAGUAAUACAUUACAUUAUUAACAAGUUAAAAGACUUAGGUUUAUGAAGUAUAAAUAAAGGCAAAUGUUGGAGGACAUAAUUUGUUCCAUCAGAGUACCAGUUUUAUGUUUGAGAACUGUAAAGAUUUGCUGCACAAAUUUUGGUGCACACAUGAAUUUCAUUUUUCUUUUUAUGUUAUAUACUAUGUUGUAGUUUAUUGUACAUAUUAUGGUGCAUGCCUUUUUAGCUCACCUGAUGGCUCAGGUGAGCUUUUGUGACCCGUCUUUUUCCGUCUUCCGUCCGUCCGUUAAAACUCUAGAGGCCACAUUUAUUGUCCGAUCUUCAUGAAACUUGGUCAGAAGCUUCGUCCCAAUGAAAUCAUGGUCGAGUUCGAAACUGGGUUGUGCCGGGUCAAGAAAAAACUUGUUAACACUGUAGAAGUCACAUUUCAUUCCCUUCAUGUAACUUUGUCAAAAUGUUUGUCUUAAUGAUAUGUUAGUUGAGUUCAAAAGUGGUUCCGGUCCGUUGAAAAACACCGCCGCUAGUGGGCGGGGCAGUUUUCCUUAUUUGGCUAUAGAGAAACCUUGUAAACUCUCUGGACGUCACAAUUUUUGCCCAAUCAUCAUGAAAGUUGGUCAAAACAUUGGUUUUAUUGAUUUCUCGGACGAGAUCGAAAAUGGUCCAGAUCGGUGAAAAAACAUGGCCGCCAAUGGGCGGGGCAUUUUUCUCUAUAUGUAUAUAGUGAAAACAUGUGAACAUUCUAGAAGUCACUUUUUUUGCCCAAUUUUCAUGAAAUUUGCUCAGAACAUUUGUUUCACGAGAGGUGAGUUGGAAAAUGGUUCCGGUUAGUUGAAUAACAUGGCUGCCGGGGGGGGGCAGUUUUCUAAUAUUUAUAUGUAAAAAAAAGCUUGUGAACACUCUAGAAGUCACAUUUUUUGCCCAAUCAUCAUGAAACUUGGUGAAUAGAUUUGUUUUAUAUAUAUCUCAGUUGAGUUUGCAAAUGGUCCCGAUGGGUCAAUAAACAUGGCUGCCAGGGGGGUGGGGCAGUUUUCCUUAAGUGACUAUAUAGAGAGAAACCUUGUGAUCGAACACUAUAGAUGUCACAUUUUUUGCCUAAUCAUCGUGAAACUUAGUCAAUACAUUGGUUUUAUUGAUUUCUUGGACAAGUUGGAAAAUGGUUCAGAUCGGUGAAACAUACUUUUUAGCUCACCUGAUUGCUCAGGUGAGGUUUUAGGAUUGGUCUUUGUCCGCUGUCCGUCUGUCCACAUUUGAUUUGUAAACACUCUAGCAUUCAUAUUUCUCAAGCAUUCUUUAUCAAAGUUGCUGAAAGAUCUCAGUCAAGUUUGAUGAUGAGCAAAAUCACAUAAUUAAUGCCAUAAUUAUUGCCCUUAGAUUGUCCAAAUUUUCAUUCUAUUAUACAAAAUCCUUGUAAGCCAAGUUUGAUGUUUGGUAAGAGGGGUCAACUCAAAAUAUAGGUCACCAUUUCAAAUCUUACAAAAACAAAAACACUCCCUACGCAAGAGUUUUGGUUCAAUAAUGAUGAAACUUGACCAGGAUGUUUGUCUGGUCAAUAUCUAGGUCGUGUUUGACAUUAGGUAAAGAUUGAAUGAACCGACUCCUCUCAGGUGAGCGAACUUUGGCCAUCUUGGCCCUUUUGUUGUUUGAAUUGUACCUAUCAUUUGGAGAGUAUAAUUAAUUUAUGAUGUACAUUCAGUCAAUGUGUACAUUGUACUUGCUGAAUAAUUGUUUGUCAAAGAGCUAUACGAACAUCUAACUCAAUUGGUUGGGCAAAAACUUUAUGUUAGUAUUCGUUUCUAUUGAAAUAAUUGGAAUUGAUAUACUCUGUUUGUGGGUUGAAUACUUGUUUUAUAAGUCUGAGUAUCAGUUCAUGUAUUAGUAUCAGCAAAAGCAGCGUACUUCUGCAUUUAGAUGGCUCAAACUAAGCUGAUGAAAGUUGCAAGCAAGCAUCACAUAUCCAGUGGGCUAGCCUAAUCAUACUGGAUAAAACUUGAUAUAUGUUCGUCAUCAUAUUUACAGAAAGGGCACUGUGGACUUACUGAACUUGUAUCCUAUAUAUACUUAUGCAGCAAACAACCAUUUGAACCUCCUUUAUAAACACGUAUACUGCUGAGUGUAAUGUAUUUUGUAUAAUGCUUUUUGUAUCAACAAUCUUUGGGUUUACUACGUAUUUAAAUUUGGGGUCAUGGUUUUGCAACCGGCAUCUGUACUUUUCCUAGUGUUCAUUUUCUUAAUUUGACUUAUUUCAUUUUCACUUUUUUUGCUGGUAAGUGUUUUGUACAUUCUUACUACUUGAUUGUGUUCAUGUUCAUAUAUUGGGCCAAGCAUCAUAUGAUUUAUAGUGCUGAUAUAAUAUAACGUGUUUUUGACAAAGCCCUUUCAUGUUUGUGGGUAAAAUUUGUUCACAUUAUACAAGUAUUUCAGAAAAAGGUAAAAACAUGUCAUACAGAACUUUUUUAAUACCUGAUUGUAAUGUUAAAUUUAUAAUCCAGUGAUCUGAUUUAGUUUUUGACCUUUCCAUUUUAAAAGUAUAUACAUGGUAUUGACUGGCUUUUAUGGCAUGCUCACUGCUCUGUACACUUUUCUUGUUACUUGUCAUUUGAAAUUUGUUAUCUGUUUAGAUUCUGCCCUGGUCCAUAUUAUCACUGGACCAGACUGUGUAUAGACACAUAAAAUCUAAUUUCAUA
Dreissena polymorpha is the source of this 7920-nucleotide messenger RNA. Its product is annotated as polycomb protein SCMH1-like. The record is from RefSeq and is a predicted model, not a curated record. Gene Ontology annotation, cellular component: nucleus. The coding region runs from base 128 to 1798 and encodes 556 amino acids. Gene Ontology annotation, biological process: regulation of DNA-templated transcription. The transcript has 12 exons. Gene Ontology annotation, molecular function: protein binding. NCBI's taxonomy places the organism in Eukaryota, Metazoa, Mollusca, Bivalvia, Myida, Dreissenidae.